GGACGGCGAGCGGCGAGCGGCGAGAGGCAGCGGAGCAGAGUCAGUCAGAGCAGGGCGGCGGAUUCGAGCUUUCCGAGGAGGGAGAUGGCAGGCAUGGGCGAUAUGCAGAUGAGGCCGCGGCCGGGCCCGCCGAUGCACCGCGGCCCGCCUCCCAUGGCGCGGCCCCGCCCCCAACCCAUCGACCGCGAGAAGACCUGCCCUCUCCUGCUCCGGGUUUUCACCAAGGUUGGUGGCCAUCACCUAAAUGAAGAAUUUUCUGAGAGAGGGAAGGAGCCAAAAGAUGAAGUUCAGAUUUAUACGUGGAAGGAUGCCACACUCCGGGAGCUCACUGAUCUUGUCAAAGAGGUUGCUCUUCCAGCAAGGAAAAGAAACGCUAGGUUAUCUUUUGCUUUUAUAUACCCGGAUAAGAAUGGUCGUUUUGUUGUCAAACAGGUGGGUUCGACCUUUUCUUAUGGUCAUGGAAGAGGGGAUGAUGCCAAAUCUCUUGGGGAUCUUGGCUUCCAGAUAGGUGAUUACUUGAGCGUGUCGAUCAUGUGAGCUGUGCCAUCUUGCAAAAUAGUGUGUCUGCUGCACACUAAGCAGAAUAGUUUUCCUGCUGCGCUAUUAUUAUCUUGAGCUGUGCGUGUGAGGGAUGAAGCUCUCCUUAGUGGUCGCCUCGUAGGGAACUGGAACCAGAACUGUCUGUAAUAGUGGCGACUUUUGAACUAGUAUUUGAGACUUGACACUCAGAGAUCUGAUGUGAUUGCUUGCUAUGUACCUGUU
Triticum dicoccoides is the source of this 762-nucleotide messenger RNA. Its product is annotated as histone deacetylase complex subunit SAP18-like. The record is from RefSeq and is a predicted model, not a curated record. Bases 85 to 537 code for a protein of 150 amino acids. Gene Ontology annotation, molecular function: transcription factor binding; transcription corepressor activity. The transcript has 7 exons. Lineage: Eukaryota; Viridiplantae; Streptophyta; Magnoliopsida; Poales; Poaceae. Gene Ontology annotation, cellular component: nucleus. Gene Ontology annotation, biological process: negative regulation of DNA-templated transcription.